AUGUCGACAUCAUCAUGGUCUACUCUUAUUGAAGAACUCCUGGAGUCGAUUUUCAAUCGGUUCGAAGACAGCAGAGAUGUUUUUCGAUGUGCGUUUGUAUGCGUUUCUUGGCGAGCGAUCGCUCUCAAGAUGUCUGGUAAGUUUAUUCCUCUUCGAUUGUCUGAUGGAAGGGGCGACACCAAGACUGCAUUUAAUAUCAAAACAAUGCAAACACAGAAAAUUCGAAUUCCAGAUUAUUUUUCAUACAUGCACUGCUCCACCAAUUAUGGUUGGAUCAUAAUAUUCACAGAUGCUGUGGAUUUCUACUACAAUCGUCCGCGUAAAAUUCAUCUGUUGAAUCUUUUUUCAAAAGCUAAAGUCAUGCUUCCUCCAACAAGUAACGAAAUAUAUAAAGCUGUUACGUCUACAUGUCCACUGAAUCCAGAGUGUUUGGUUCUUGUUGCAUACCCAUGUAAUUACAAUUAUGAGCACGAGUUAGCUUUUUGUAAGAUUGGAGAUGAAAACUGGACGACAUUGGAUAAAAGUUAUUUUAUGAGUCAAUUACCACUUCAUAUUGAUAGUCUUACCUGGUACAAACGAAAAUUCUAUGGUAUUGAUGGGGAUAAACGCCUUGUUGUAUCCAAUUUAGAUUCGAGGACGAUAGAAUUGUUAUACGAGGAACCGUUGAUUAUAGGGUUUAGAUAUUACUAUGCAUACUUGGUGGAGUCGUUGUUUGGUGAACUUUUGUUGAUUUUCAGCGAUCAAGGCCGAUAG
Molecule: messenger RNA, 753 nt
Organism: Tripterygium wilfordii
Lineage: Eukaryota; Viridiplantae; Streptophyta; Magnoliopsida; Celastrales; Celastraceae
Product: putative F-box protein At5g55150
Exons: 1
Coding region: 1-753 (250 amino acids)
Molecular function (GO): protein binding
Source: RefSeq, a predicted model, not a curated record